UGGGUGGGCAGGGCAGGGCAGGGCUGGGGCGGACCGGGGGCGGCCCCGCGGGGACCUGGUGCCGGUUCGGCGGCAGCGCAGCCCCAGAGCUGCGCCGACAUGGACUGCGGAGUCAUCACGUCCAAGACCGUGCUGCUGCUGCUGAGCUUCGCCUUCUGGGCGGCAGCUGCCGGCCUCAGCUAUGUUGGGGCGUAUGUCAUCAACACCUACCAGAGCUACGACAACUUUCUGCAGGACAAGCACGCCCUGCUGCCAGCCGUGAUCAUAAUUUGCGCAGCUGUGGUGAUGUUCGUCAUCGGGCUGAUCGGCUGCUGUGCCACCUUCCGCGAGUCUCGGGUCGGCCUGGGGCUGUUCUUGGCCAUUAUCCUGGUUAUCUUCAUUGCUGAAGUGUCUGCUUUUGUCUUGGGAUUUGUUUACAGGGAAAAGGUAAAAACUGAUGUGCAAGGUACAAUGCGCUCGGUCUUUGAGAAGUAUGAUGGCAAAAACCCAGAGUCUGUAGUUGUGGAUUACUUGCAAGAACAGCUUCACUGCUGCGGUGUUAAGAACUACAGCGACUGGACAACCACCCAGUGGUUUAAUUCCACUGGGAACAACAGUGUUCCUCAGAGCUGCUGUCAGCAAGAGGCCAAGAACUGCACUGGGCACCUGGAUCAGCCGCAGGAACUCAACACAAGGGGCUGUGCACAGGAGCUGGAGUCUGGGCUGCAGAGUGUUUUCAGCUAUGCCAUGCUUGUAAUCCUGGGAUUUGCCAUCGUAAAGUUCUUUGCCAUGCUGAGCAUCUGCGUGCUUACUUGCAAGAAAGAAGAAAGUGGAUAUCAGCCUCUUCACACAAUGGCGUUUGCUUAAUAAACUGAGAACAGCCUUGCUUCCUGAUGAUGAAACUGACUUGUGAUCACACCACAGUUUUCUGAAACGUUAUGCUAAGUUUGGACCUGUGACUACAGGUAGCACUGGGUGGUGUAGUAGGCUCCAGAAAGAAACUUUAUUCUUCCCAAAAACGUGCAGCAGAAAUUUUAUCUUUUAAUCAAAAAAUUGGUGGAGACCUCAGGAGGGGUUUCAGUUGCCUGCACAAACCUCAGAUCCUUCCCAUUAUAUGGUUAAAACAACAAAAGAAACUUGUAAAUGCCAGGUUUAAAUACUCUUCAUAAGCAUGGGGAUCUGUAGUAUGUUUUUUUUUCUAUAUUUGAUUGAGCAGUUUCAGGUUUUUUCCCCUUCUUUAUGUCACAUGUUGUAAUUCUGUUUGCUGCAAAGGUUGUUAGUGCAAGACAGCCCCACACUUAAAGUCUCGAACAAGCAUUAGUGUGGUUGGUGGGAGCAGCUAGCUCAAAACCCCAGGUUCUGAGCUUUUGGGCUCAAAAGUCUCUCUCUUUGGUUUGGUUUUAAUCUCUAAAUUAUUGACAUUAAAAAUUCUUUAUGAAGCAGGGCUUUUGAACAUUUUCUUCCUCCUUUUUCUGUGGUUUGCCUGGGGGAACUAAUGCCACAUUCCCACCCUGACCAUGCUUCUCUGUAAAAAUAUUAAAAAGAUACAUUCUUGUACUAAGCAAUUUCAAUAAUGUGCUGUAGCGCUGCUUUUGCACAUUUCAGUUCUCCUUAGUUCUGCUGGACACAGACUGGAUUGUAUGCUUGCUUUAACACAAUCCUUCUGAAACUCGUUUGUAUGUUAAUCUGUUUAUAAGCUCUUCAGAAUUUUGGGGAUAGAGAACAGAGAGAACUGUGAGCUUUUAUGUAUCAGGGAAUUGUGGAAAAGCAACAGAAAUUCUGCUGAUUCCUUCCUUGGAGAGAUAAGCAGCCCGUCCUUAGUAAAAUAAACCUUUAUAUUUGUGGCUAAAAAGAAAAAAAAAAAAAUCUUUGGAUCAGUGUAAACUGUUUAAUUAUCUCCAUCCCUACCCGAAGAGAAAAAAAAGCAGCAAUGGUUGGCAAUGUCCUACAGAAGACACACUAGCACGAGCAUGUGUAUGUUGAAAACUUGAAUUUUUAUUGAGGGCUUUGUCUUCUGUUAAAUGCUGAAAUAAACUCAAUUUAUACAACCAAGUAAUAAA
This is a messenger RNA of Haemorhous mexicanus (house finch), 2039 nucleotides long. Its product is annotated as tetraspanin-36-like. The record is from RefSeq and is a predicted model, not a curated record. The transcript has 7 exons. Gene Ontology annotation, cellular component: membrane. NCBI's taxonomy places the organism in Eukaryota, Metazoa, Chordata, Aves, Passeriformes, Fringillidae. Gene Ontology annotation, biological process: regulation of vascular endothelial growth factor signaling pathway; protein maturation; protein localization to plasma membrane. Bases 100 to 846 code for a protein of 248 amino acids.